Molecule: messenger RNA, 752 nt
Organism: Glossina fuscipes
Lineage: Eukaryota; Metazoa; Arthropoda; Insecta; Diptera; Glossinidae
Product: UPF0545 protein C22orf39 homolog
Exons: 2
Coding region: 209-664 (151 amino acids)
Source: RefSeq, a predicted model, not a curated record
UUUCAAAAAUGUGAAAACUGCAGUUUUAAGAUUAGAUCUUAAUUUUUCAUAUACAUUAAAGAAGUCAAAACAAUAAGAAGCAAGUGAAACUGGAGAUUAACUUGACUUGGCAAUCCGCACUAAUAUUUAACAGCUGAUUAUUAAAAAAAUUUCUAAGCAAUUAAGGAAAAAGUAACUGUUGAAUAACAUUUACUUUGGCUGUUAAAUCAUGACUGAAAAAGUGGAAAACUCUAAUGACAUAAAGUUUGUAUUAAAAGACUCAUGGUCGAUAAGACCUUGUUCAGUUUACAAAGAUGAAUAUGAUGAUUGCACAAGCAUAAAGGCCAGAUUUCAUCAAUAUUUUAUACACGGAGAAAGUAUAGAUUGUACGCAGUGGCAUAAUGACUUUCGAAAUUGCGUACAAUAUGAAGAAUCAAAAGGCAAUGAUUUAACGGCCGGGCAAGCCGUGAUUAAUAGCGAAGAGGAAAGACGUUUAAUACGUUUUAAAGGUCACUACGGCAAUACAGUUUGGAAAAAACGUAAACAUCCCCCUGAAGAUUGGUCUAAACCGUUACCAGAUUGGUUAGAAAAAAGAUAUGAGAAUUCGUACUUGAGCUUAAAAAUGGAAACAGAAAGCAAAAUUCCUAAACUAGAAGAUGAGAAACAAUACUGUUUAAUUAUGUAAAAAAGAUAAAAGAAAAAAGCAACAAUGUAGACAAACAUAGAGCACCAAUUACAGUUUAACUUUUCACUUAAUCUAAUACUUUCUCAAU